Penicillium salamii is the source of this 1365-nucleotide messenger RNA. Lineage: Eukaryota; Fungi; Ascomycota; Eurotiomycetes; Eurotiales; Aspergillaceae. The record is from the annotation of a GenBank genome assembly.
AUGGCGCACGCCGAGACCCAAUCCCCGGCAUCCAAAAAGCUCGAGUCGCGGCCCAAGAAAGCGAAGGAUUCUCCCUCCACCGAAGACGAUACCAAGCUCGAGAAGAAGGACAAGAAGAAGCGCAAGAAGUCUGUUUCUGACGAGGCAGCGCCCGAGACAGAUGGCGAAUUGAAGAAGAAAAAAAAGCGCCGCCACACCGAAGACGAUGACGAGCAGAAGGACAAAGAUACCGAAUCGCACAAGAAGAAGAAGCGAGUUUCAUUUGGACCCGGCACCAAGGAAAAUGACGGUGACUCCGACAGCGACUCCGACGCCGCUGGGAGCACCGAGGCUGCCACCGAUGGAGCCGAAGCAGACAUCGAAGAUAAAGAAGCCGAUAAGGCGCUCGAAGAGAUGAAGAAGCGCAAGCGCGAGAAGAAGAAGCAAAGAAAGACUGGAACUGCCUCAGCUGAAGGGCAAAUUCAUGAGACGCCCAUCCUCUCCUACUUAAGCCACUACCACCGAGCCCGCGAAACAUGGAAGUUCCAAAAGAACCGCGAAACCAACCUGUUCAAGCACCUGUACUCACUGGAGCAUGUCCCCACCCGCUACAACACCUCUUUACUGAACUAUGUUCAAGGUCUCAAGGGCGAUGCCGCCAAGCAACGAAUGAGUGAUGCCGCGAGGGAUGUGAUUAAGGCCGAUAUGGACCUCGACAAGCCGAAGGACGAUGAGGAGGAGGAAACCACAAACCCCGCCUACCUUGAAGCUGUGAACUCCUUCCGCGAACUCCUCUCUGAGGGUAGUGAGGAACUGGACAGCCCCGACGUUCCAGAGGGACUGAACGGAGACGCUCAAAAGCGUCUGCCAAAGAGACAGCGAGGAGAGCUGGUCUUCUUCGCUGUUACAGGCAAGCUGUUCAGCGCCGAAGACGCAAAACCCAAGCCCAAGCCCAAGGUUGUUGAGCCUCCAGCCAACAAGAAGCGCAAGAACAGAACCAUGGUUGUCGACAUCAGCAGCAGUGAAGACAGUGACGAUGACACUCCAGCCCCCAAGAAAAGCCCCAGCAAACCUGCACCGGAUAGCAGCGAUGAUGAUACCUCAUCGAGUGGUAGCAGCAGUGAUAGCAGCAGUGACAGCAGCAGUGACAGCGAUGACUCUGAUGCCCCUGCUCCUGCCCCUGCUCCUGCCCCAACUCCUGCCAAACAGACCGCACCGACGCCCUCUGGGCCCAGUGAGGUUGUGUCUUCGAAGAAGAAUGCCAAGAAGCAGAAGUUUGUCCCCGAAAAGAAGGAACCUGUGGCCAAGGUGCCCAAGAAGACUCAGAAGCGAAAGCUCAGAACUGCUCAGAUCGAGAUCUCAAGCAGUGAAAGCGAUAGCGAAUAG